UGUCAUUUCGACUUCGUCGCUCAGCCUCUCUUCCCUCCCUCUCAACGCCAUGACGGGUGCCAUCGGACUUCGCGGCGAGCGCAUGGAGCUCAGCCAUAUUAUGGGAAGCACGGACGGAAUUACUCGUCGCACCAAGAUUGUCUGCACCAUCGGACCUGCCUGCUGGUCCGUUGAGAAGCUCACUGCCCUCAUCGACGCCGGGAUGAACGUCGCUCGCCUCAACUUUUCCCACGGCGACCACAAGGGACAUGGCGAAACCUUGACCCGCCUCCGCGCUGCCAUCGCGUCUCGACCCCACAAGCAUGUCGCUAUCUUGCUCGACACGAAGGGCCCGGAAAUCCGCACGGGGUUUCUCAGCACUCCCGAUAAGAAAGUCACGAUUGUCAAGGACAGCAUUAUUGAACUUACAACCGAUUACGAUUUUCUCGGGGACGAAACCAAGAUUGCAGUGUCGUACGAAGAUCUUACCACGUCCGUGAAGGUUGGAAGCCCGAUCCUAGUCGCCGACGGUUCGUUGGUGCUCAACGUCACCGAAAUCCGCGAGACGUCCGUGUUGGCGCAGGCGGCCAACACCGCUGUGUUGGGGGAACGCAAGAACAUGAACCUCCCCGGGGCGAAAGUGACUCUGCCGACGAUGACGGAACGUGAUGAAGACGACAUUGUCAACUUUGGGUUGGUGCAAGGUAUCGACUUUAUCGCGGCAUCGUUUGUUCGUUGUGGUCAAGACAUCGACAACAUCCGCGCGGUGUUGGGACCUCGUGGCCGCGCCAUCAAGAUCAUUGCCAAGAUUGAAAACCAAGAAGGCCUGGAAAACUACGACGAGAUCCUGGCCAAGACGGACGCUAUCAUGGUUGCUCGUGGCGAUUUGGGCAUGGAAAUUCCCCCUGAAAAAGUGUUUUUGGCCCAAAAGAUGAUGAUCCGCAAGGCCAACAUUGCCGGGAAGCCCGUCAUCACCGCAACGCAAAUGCUUGAGAGUAUGAUCCACAACCCUCGCCCGACGCGCGCCGAGUGCACGGAUGUGGCGAACGCGGUCCUGGACGGCACGGACUGCGUCAUGCUCAGCGGGGAAACCGCCAAUGGUGAUUACCCUGUCGAGACGGUCCGAAUGAUGUCGAAGAUUUGCAUUCAAGCAGAAGGAGCGAUUCACUACGACGAGCUGUACCAAGCGCUUCGCAACUCGGUGCUUGAAAGCGUCGGUGCGAUGAGCACGCAGGAAGCGAUCGCGUCGUCUGCCGUCAAGACCGCCAUCGACAUGGGCGCCAAGAUGAUUGUUGUGCUCACAGAAACCGGAACGACGGCGCGAUUGAUUGCCAAGUACCGACCGUCGCAACCGAUUCUGGUCCUGACGGCGCUCGGCGAGACGGCGCGGCAGUCGGAAGGGUUCCUCAAAGGCACGUACGCCCGCGUGAUGGGGUCCAUGAUUGGCACAGACUCGAUUCUGUACCGUGCCGCAGACAUUGGCAAGCAGCUCGGAUGGAUCCAGCGCGGCGAUGCCGUCGUGGCAAUCCACGGCAUGCAAGAAGCACGUGCGGGGUCGACCAACAUGCUCAAGGUGUUGGUCGUCGAUUAACAAGUCGUAUAAAGAAUAAGUGUACGUUUCCGACUGCGCUGCGUCGAUGAGGUCGCGCGGGUUGUCGCUACCGGCAGGGACUUGUGGACGAAGCGAUAUAGCUACUGCCGCAGCGACUUGGUGAAUGAAGACGGUGCUGUGUGGAGCUCGCUGCAAUGCCUACGCAAGAGAUCGUACGAUCGUGCGGUGGAGGAUGAAGCAGUGGGCGAACGUACUGCUUCCACAGCAGGUCCAGUUGCUUCGACCGCGCUUCUAGCGCAUCCAUGUCGUUGAGGUUUCUUGGGUCUUUGGAAGAGGGGCGCGGAGAAGAUGCCGCCGACGUCGUGGACAACAGCUUGCUCUAUACAUCGAGGAAUUGUUGAAUUCACGCCUGCGGCCGUUUAUGUGGCGGUCACCUUGAACUUGGCGCGUGUCGCGGUGGUACAGGCAG
This is a messenger RNA of Aphanomyces invadans, 2000 nucleotides long. Its product is annotated as pyruvate kinase. Gene Ontology annotation, molecular function: pyruvate kinase activity; potassium ion binding; magnesium ion binding. Bases 50 to 1570 code for a protein of 506 amino acids. NCBI's taxonomy places the organism in Eukaryota, Oomycota, Saprolegniomycetes, Saprolegniales, Verrucalvaceae. Gene Ontology annotation, cellular component: cytoplasm. Gene Ontology annotation, biological process: glycolytic process. The record is from RefSeq and is a predicted model, not a curated record. The transcript has a single exon.